Canariomyces notabilis is the source of this 1379-nucleotide messenger RNA. RefSeq lists its product as uncharacterized. The transcript is spliced from 2 exons. The coding region runs from base 134 to 1144 and encodes 336 amino acids. NCBI's taxonomy places the organism in Eukaryota, Fungi, Ascomycota, Sordariomycetes, Sordariales, Chaetomiaceae. Gene Ontology annotation, biological process: conjugation with cellular fusion. The record is from RefSeq and is a predicted model, not a curated record. Gene Ontology annotation, cellular component: mating projection tip; membrane.
CACAAAAUGGCGGACACGCCAUUAGGACAACACACACCAUGGUUUGGGUACAACGAGUCGCUCUUGCUAGUGGUGCGACGCAUAGGAGGUGGGUGCCUACCUACCUUUUUACCUAAGAUUGCACCUACCGUACAUGAAUAGCACCGCCACGGCUCCCUUGUUGGGAUUUUUUGCUCGGGAAAAGUACCAGACCCUAUUCAGACUGACAACAUCUUGGUUACCAGCAUUUCUUCAUAGACAUAGAGGGGUGCUGCUCGGGCUCUUCAACUGCGCAGCGUUGGCGCUUGGGUGUCUCUUGCUUGCCGGUUGCUCAGCUCCAAACAUCCUGGCUGGCAUUUACCUUGUCGCGUUUUCUUUGCCUGCAUCCGACACAACCGCGGGGUUUUCCCAUCUAGAGAUCCGUUUGGGUUAUUUUUUCCUGUGCGCCAGGUCAAGCACCAGCAGCAGCUGGACCUGCGGCGAUCCUGAUCAAGUAAUCGAGCGUCUUCGAGAUGCUGAUGAGCCCUGGAACCUCGGAAAAACGGCGUACGAUCUGAGAGAUCAGGCGGUAUCGCCUUCCCUUCUCAUCAUCUCAAUGGCGUCAAACCUUAUAUCUAUCUCCCUCACAUGUAUCUCUUCAAGUUCAUUUCCAAUCAUUACCCCCUUGGGAGUCAUCACCUCAUCCCACAAGACGGCGCGAGUAUGGUUCACAGCAGCCCUCGUUGUCAACGCCAUCUAUGGAAUGGGCAACUGCUUGCUAGCAGCCCUCUGGCAGCACGCGGCGGCAGCAACAGCGGCGCCUAUGAUGGUAUACUUAUCCUCUGGGGCGGUCACAGCCGUGGUCGGACCGCUUGCCACCACGCUGGUGUGGUUGGGCUUUGGUCUCACUCUUGUUCCGGGAGUUAUGUGUCUCAGGGACGUACUGGCGGUUGUCUCGCCUAAGCCACGGGACCUCUACAGUCCGCCCCCGGAGUCUGGCGAUGGCGAUGGAGAGUUCACGGAUGUGGAACACGCGCAAGGGCAGGGAUCGGGUGAUGCGGUCGUGGCGUCCGGGGCCGGUGGAGAACCUUCAGAGGCCGUACAGGCCGGAGAGGGACAGGCUGAAGGACAUGACGCCCCAGACAUUGAAAUGGAGUCGCUGAAAGCGGUGGACACAAACAGGUGAGAUGGGGGCACUGCUGAGACUGACCCGGUUGAGCCUGGUCCGGCCCUGCAUACAGAUCCCGAAGUCCCACUCGUCAAGACGGAGGAAAGCCCUGGAAAUGUUGAGGAAUAGAACGCGCCUUGAUCAUUAAUGGGAACACUCGUCGACUUGACCAGUCCUGGCUUGGCUGGGUUAACUGCGGUGGCUUUCAUAUGAUAGGGUUUCAAAUACGACACUCAUUCUCCUAACGGCAGAC